Molecule: messenger RNA, 3386 nt
Organism: Melospiza melodia melodia
Lineage: Eukaryota; Metazoa; Chordata; Aves; Passeriformes; Passerellidae
Gene: STK32A
Product: serine/threonine kinase 32A
Exons: 13
Coding region: 917-2101 (394 amino acids)
Biological process (GO): protein phosphorylation
Molecular function (GO): ATP binding; protein kinase activity
Source: RefSeq, a predicted model, not a curated record
GGGAACCUGUGGUAUGGGAACCUGAUUUAUGGCUGUUGCAUCUGAAGGUCUAUUUUUAUUCUGAAGAGUAAGUUUUGGGGCUCAAAAAGGGUUCCUGCUGUUGGUUUGUUUGAGACUGAAGGCUUGAUCUGUUCCUGCCAGAAGCACUGAUGGGAAUUGUAAGCAUUUGCUGCUUCAUUUGUUUUCUUGCUGGAUCUUGUUUCAGUUCUGAGAUGUGAAAUUAAGAUUUUGUUUUGGUUAGCUGAAGAAAAGGAGCUGCAUAUGCUGGUGGGGUAACUAAUUGUAUCCCAUGACAGAUGCAGUUCCCUGUAAUUCUCUUUUCUCCAACAUCUUUCUUAGAUGCUUUUCUGCUUCUGCUCAAAUUAACCAUAAUUUUGUUAAAGAAGUGAAGUUGUUAGUAGUUUCCAAAGUGUAGUUCUGAGGAAAUGUUCAGUGAACAUACAGAUGCCCUGGAGAAUGCUCUGGGCUGGACCCGGUCCAGAUCUUGCUGCACUGGUACUCCCUCAUUUUGUUCUUUUAAGGCUUUGUACUUGCAGCAAGGUAUAAAGUUGUAUGUCACAGGGAUGUCUAUCAAAAACAAGCACAUAAAGGUGCAUUGCAUGUGAAUGCUUAAAAAAUAGAGUGGCUGCUGUAACUUACAGAGUGUUCAAGCUCUCUCAGGUGUCAGUAAACUCUACAGACAUGUCCGGAAAGAUUGGAAAACUCCUGUACUCCCUGCUAAUGAACAGACCUGUCCCAUUGCAGUGGGAGAGGAAAUCCAGUCACUGAAGCCAGCAUCAAGCCAGAAAUCAGGACGCGUCAGCAGGAGCUGCCAAGGUCCGGCAGGGCUGACCCACAGCAGAACUGAACCAGAGGCUUCGAGUGUGGGAGCAGAGCCCAGAGGAGCAGAGAGGGCUGAGCCUGGGCUGGGCGCGCCAUGGGGGCGAGCAGCUCCAGCAGGGCACCCCCCUCUGAUGGGAACGAGGAUGUUACCUUCGACCAUUUUGAGAUUUUGCGAGCUAUUGGGAAGGGCAGCUUUGGAAAAGUCUGUGUGGUGCAAAAGACUGACACCAAGAAGAUGUACGCCAUGAAAUACAUGAACAAACAGAAGUGUGUGGAGCGAAAUGAAGUGAGAAAUGUUUUCAAGGAGCUGCAGAUUAUGCAGGGCCUGGAACACCCUUUCCUGGUUAAUUUAUGGUACUCAUUCCAGGAUGAAGAGGAUAUGUUCAUGGUGGUUGACCUGCUGCUCGGAGGGGACCUGCGCUACCACCUCCAACAAAACGUGCGGUUCCAAGAGGCGACUGUGAAACUCUUCAUCUGUGAGCUGGUGCUGGCCCUUGACUACUUGCAGAGCAGGCACAUCAUCCACAGGGAUAUCAAGCCCGACAACAUUUUACUGGAUGAGCGCGGACACGUGCACGUCACUGAUUUCAAUAUUGCCACCAUGCUGACCAAGGAGAGCCCUGUCACCACCAUUGCUGGCACCAAGCCCUACAUGGCGCCUGAAAUGUUCAGCUCCACAAAACCCACCAGCUACUCCUUUGCCGUGGACUGGUGGUCGCUGGGAGUCACUGCCUAUGAGCUGCUCAGAACCCGGAGGCCGUACCACAUUCGGUCCAGCGCUUCCCCGGGUGACAUCGCUCGCGUGCUCGGGACGGCGGCGGUGGCGUUCCCGGCGGCGUGGAGCCCGGGCAUGGUGGGGCUCCUCAGGAAGUUGCUCGAGCUGAACCCCGAGAAACGUUUUUCUCAGCUCAAGGACAUCCAGUCCUUCCCGUACCUGUCUGAUGUGAACUGGGAUGCUGUUCUCCAGAAAAGAAUACUGCCAGAAUUCAUUCCUGUGAAAGGCAGACUGAACUGUGACCCGACCUUUGAACUGGAAGAAAUGAUCCUGGAAUCCAAACCUCUUCACAAAAAAAAAAAGCGCUUGGCUAAGAAGGAGAAAGACACAAGCAAAAGCAAUUCAUCCCAGGCCAGCCACCUCCAGAAGCACCUGGAAAUGCUCCAGAGAGACUUCAUUGUUUUCAACAGAGAAAAGGUAAGACCCCACCAUGACAGCAUCCAAGAGACCAUGACAAAAAGUGGCGGCCCACACAGGGAGGACAAUCAGAACAUCAACCUCUGAGAGCAGCUCAGCCCCUGCAGGGGACUCCUCGUGGCACUGGGGCUCACCCACCCAUCCACCUUCACAAUGCCAGGCCGUGGACUGUCCUCUGCUGCUGCUGGGACCGUGCCAGCAGCCCAGGGCACAGAGGAGAGCUGGGGCACCCCUCCCUCAGCUCAAGGGUUUAUGAGAGGCUGUGGGGCUGCCUUGCAAUGGGCCACAGCUGGUCUGACAGAUCCUAUCAUGUUGCCUUUCCUGAGGGCAGGAACGGGACCACAAGACAACGGAUAAGACAGUUUUCACUACUUUGGCUUGGCUGGCAGGUGCCAGGGCCCUUGGUGUCACCAUGCAGGCAGCUGCUGCACCGUGCUGGGAGGUGCCACAGCUGUGCCACAGAGCUCUGCAGAUGUUGGCAUUCCCAUGGAUGGGCUCAUGGCUGGCUCCCCAGUGGGAAGAGGUGGCUCCCAGAUGCAGGAUCUUCACCAAUGCAUUGUGACAAAAGUGGCCUUUGCUUACAGACAGCUCCUGCAAACAUCCUGUGAGGGGGCACAGGAGGCUGGGGAUGAGCUCCUUCCUUGGCUGCGAGGAGGCAGCAAAGGUUUCCUGCCCAUUAGUGCUCUCUCCAUGUACCCAGCAGGGCUGGCAUGGUCGGUGGCCAAUGUGCAGACAGAUGUGGACACCAAGCUGUAACAACCAGGUGCUGGUGAAUCCAGAUGCUUUACCAGUCUAGCCUGAAAAAUACAUUCACCAUCAUGUUACAACUGCUGCAGCUCACUGAAUUUGCUGGAGUUUGGCUUCCAAAAUCAGAUGGGAAUUUAAAUGUAUAUUUUGAAUGUCUCUACCACUGAAAUCACACUUGAUUUAAGCAGGAACUGUCAGUCCUCAGGAACAGUGAGGAUAGCCUUCCUGGGAAUGAUGAGUCCAAGGCAGAGAGACAUGGAGUCUCCGCCCCACUGAGAAGUCCUGUUGCUUGAAAGGCUAUCCAGAGCACCUCCAGCGUUCUCCAUGGAUCCUCGGCUCUCUGGCCAGUCCUCCAGCAGGUCUGGCACCAGCAGGACUGUGCUGACAGCUGUCCCUGUCUCCUGCAUAGCACAUCGCCAUCGCUGCCUUGCUCUGGUGCAGGCAGAGGUGCACAUACUGUAAGUGUAUUUAUCUGAAAUCCCAGCUCUGCUCCUCACUAGGGAAAAAUCUGCUGCUGCAGAAAUACCUCUCCACUCGCUGGUCAGAAAAGUCCCAAAACAACUGAAGUCCUUAAAAAUGGAAAGAACAUUGCAUCUUUAAAAAUAUUAAAAUGUAGAAAUUUAAA